Molecule: messenger RNA, 5459 nt
Organism: Tachyglossus aculeatus (Australian echidna)
Lineage: Eukaryota; Metazoa; Chordata; Mammalia; Monotremata; Tachyglossidae
Product: serine/threonine-protein kinase Sgk3
Exons: 16
Coding region: 36-1610 (524 amino acids)
Biological process (GO): protein phosphorylation
Molecular function (GO): protein serine/threonine kinase activity; phosphatidylinositol binding; ATP binding
Source: RefSeq, a predicted model, not a curated record
CACGAUGGAAUGUCAUCAUUUCCCCCCAAAAACUGAUGUUUUGGAUCAGUCCCAAUGAGUUUUCCUUGAAUUUUGAAACUACUUCGGACUCCCUUUUUAGUGUGAUUCUGGGGCAUUUAACCCAAAGGGUCUGUACAAUGGACCGGAAGGAAAGCUGCCCAAGUGUGAGCAUCCCCAGCUCUGAUGAGCACAGAGAGAAAAAGAAGAGGUUUACUGUAUAUAAAGUGUUAGUCACAGUUGGGAGAAAUGAAUGGUUUGUCUUCAGGAGAUAUGCAGAAUUUGAUAAACUUUACAACACACUAAAGAAACAGUUUCCAACUAUGGCCCUCAAGAUUCCUGCCAAAAGAAUAUUUGGAGACAAUUUUGAUCCAGAUUUUAUUAAACAGAGAAGAGCAGGACUGAAUGAAUUCAUUCAGAAUUUAGUUAGACAUCCUGAGCUAUGCAACCACCCUGAUGUCAGAGCUUUCCUUCAAAUGGAUAGUCCGAAACAUCAGUCAGAUCCAUCUGAGGAUGAGGAUGAAAGAAGUACUCAGAAGUUACACUCUACCUCACAGAACAUCAACCUGGGACUAUCUGGAAAUCCUCAUGCUAAGCCAACAGACUUUGAUUUCUUAAAAGUUAUUGGAAAAGGCAGCUUUGGCAAGGUACUUCUUGCAAAACGGAAACUGGAUGGAAAAUUUUAUGCUGUCAAAGUGUUGCAGAAAAAAAUUGUUCUCAACAGGAAAGAGCAAAAACAUAUUAUGGCUGAACGUAAUGUGCUCUUGCAAAAUGUGAAACAUCCAUUUUUGGUUGGAUUACAUUAUUCAUUCCAAACGACAGAAAAACUGUAUUUUGUUUUGGAUUUUGUCAACGGAGGAGAGCUGUUCUUUCAUUUACAAAGAGAACGCUCCUUUCCUGAACACAGAGCUAGGUUUUAUGCUGCUGAAAUAGCCAGUGCAUUAGGCUAUUUGCACUCCAUAAAAAUUGUAUACAGGGACUUGAAACCAGAAAAUAUUCUUCUGGAUUCACUGGGGCAUGUGGUUUUAACAGAUUUUGGACUCUGUAAAGAAGGGAUUGCUAUUUCUGACACCACAACAACCUUCUGUGGGACACCAGAGUACCUUGCCCCUGAAGUAAUCCGAAAACAGCCCUAUGACAAUACAGUAGAUUGGUGGUGUCUUGGCGCUGUUCUAUAUGAGAUGCUGUAUGGAUUGCCUCCUUUUUACUGCCGGGAUGUUGCUGAGAUGUAUGAAAACAUUCUUCACAAGCCCCUAAAUUUGAGGGCAGGAGUGAGUCUUACCGCCUGGUCCAUUUUGGAAGAGCUUUUAGAAAAAGAUAGGCAAAAUCGACUCGGAGCAAAAGAAGACUUUCUUGAAAUUCAGAAUCAUCCCUUCUUUGAAUCACUCAGCUGGACUGAUUUGGUACAGAAGAAGAUUCCACCACCAUUUAAUCCAAAUGUGGUUGGACCAGAUGAUAUCAGGAACUUUGAUGCAACAUUUACUGAAGAAAUGGUUCCGUACUCUGUUUGUGUGUCCUCUGACUAUUCAAUAGUAAAUGCCAGUGUACUGGAAGCAGAUGAUGCAUUUGUUGGUUUCUCAUAUGCACCCCCUUCUGAAGACCUAUUUUUGUAGGUCAAUUGCCAUUCAGCAAACACUGAAAAAGCACUAGCCUUAGGUUGGGACUGAUAUUCCUCAGAGGGUGUGAACUUUUUCAAAAAUGUCUUUCCAGUGCCUCAUUUUUAUAUGUCAAGUUGGAACUUGUGGAAUAAGGGUUUUUUUUUGUGGGGGAGUUUCUGCUGUAUGUAGGGAAAUAGGGCAUUUGAGAGAGCUAUGUUUGGGAUUUAAACUUUAUUACUUCGGCUUUGUAAAAUUAUUUUUAAACGAAGACUUUAAAAGUGUACUAUUCUUUACAAUAAUCUUUUUAAGCAAAAAUAUUUUGCUUUAGACUGUUUUCCCCUUCUAGGUUUACAGUAUUACCUACCCAGGAUUGGCUGUCUUUAACAGUUGCACAAUUGAGUAUGUUAAUGCCUUUAUCACUGUAGUAACUUUGUGCUUAAAUCAUAACUAUGCAAUUGUCUUUUUUGUAGGUUGUAGUUUAUAAAGAGGGUAAUUUUUUCAUAUCAAAUCAUGUAUAAGCAUUCAUUACUUGACAGUAUUAAAAGGAAAAAGAAAGUGCUCAACUCCCUGUUUAGUUUUAAACUUUGAGUAACCUUUCAUUCUGCAGAUCUAUAAGUGGUUGGGAAUAUAAUAAAUUCGAGGUUAUUGACACACUGUAGCUCACAUUGGUGAAAUAAACUUUUCUUUCUAGGGAAAGGGGAAUUGAAAAACAUUUUGAUUUGGUGUGAAGAAUCUCCCAAAGUUUAAAGGGUUAAUGUAUCAAUAUUUAACGUUUUCCAUCUGACUCUUUAUAUGCCCCUCUUCUGUAUAUGCCCUUAAGCACAGCAGUUCACGAAGUCCAAUAGGUAGUGGGGAGAGCGUCAUCCUAAUAUUCUUAGUCACCCUAUGAAAAUGCACGUUAUGAAUUUUAAAUUACUUUUGUCUAGAGACACUGGACUUUCUUAAUUAAGUCCAGACCCAGGACCCUAGAUAACUAUUAAAACAGUGCAAACGUGCAUAAUUUCACAAAAUGAUAUAAAUCCCAAGAAAUGUAUGAGUCAUGUAAAGCACAUGUGUGGGUAAAUACCUAAACACGCACUAGUUUUUCUUUUAUAUUUCUUGGGAAAAUCAUAACAUAGUUGAUCUUAAAAUCAUGGCAAAGGCAUUGAAAUUAUUUUACCGUUUGCAUUUUCAGUACAGAAAUUAACUGCAGGCUGAGGAGAAUUAGAAGCUUGGAUUCCUAUUCCUUGAUUUUUGAAUUGAAAUGUACAAAUUUUCUCAAGACCUGGUGGUUCCGUGUUGCAAGAGACCAUCCUUAGUUAAUUCAAAUUCUCCCUUUCUAAUUGCUGCCUUGGAAUUUUAAUCAUAAAUGAUCCAAAUUACCAAAUCUCUGAAAAAACAAAAACAAAACAGUUCUGCAGAAUGAUGGGGAAAAAAGCAAAGCCUGUUUUGCACAAAUUAGUGAUACAACUACGUCUUGAAAGAGUUGCUUCCAGUUACAAAAUAAUUUCAUAAAAGGAGUAAUAUUUUAAUACCUACACUUUCUGUAAAUAUCUGAGUUUGCCUGGCACUACUGUAAAUGCUGCUUUUAUAUAAAAGCUUUUUGCUUAUUGUAGAUCAAAGUGAAUACUGUUACUACCUGCAGGAUUUGUUUUGACUUGCUACUCUUUAACUGAACUGCCAAAAAUGAAAGUGCAAUAUAUGUAGUUUUGAGAGCAGCUGUGAAAAAUUAGUUUGUAAUAUAAUGAAACUAAAAAUAAGAAUAAUGCUAACUUAUAGCUGAACAGAAGUGGAUGGUUAUUGUAGCAUUUCUAGUAAGAUGUUUGUAAAAAGUAACAUCUUUACAACUAAUAUAUGCUUAGACUACUCUAUAGGCAUUAUUAGAUCAUCAUUGGUCAAUAUUCUUAAGAUGCAGAGAGAAGUCUCUUCAUGUUUCAGGGAAGACCCCGCCCCCCAUCUCUCUCGAGAGCCCUGUAUAUUUAUGUUAAGGCAUCUUAAGUUGUUUGUGCCUUUUGAAUAGGUGAUUUAUUUAAUAUUUGUUUUUUUACCAAGUUAAACUAAGGAAUUAAUUGAAAAUUCACUAAUAUUCCUUCUGGGUAUUUGUUGGGUGAAUGUGUUUUUGGGAUACCUUCUUUUUUCAUUCAGCUGUACUCUGAUAUUUCUCGUUAUCCCCUUAUUAGGUUAAUGCCUAUAUCAUGUCGUAGUCAUUCAUUUUUUUCAUGAUCAUUUCCAGAACUCCAAAAGGUAUUACAAAACUUUGGGAAACAUCUUUUUGAAAAGUGUGUACUGUUUUUCAUAUGCAUUUAGGGAAAUUUUUAUUAUUAUUACUGUAGAAAUGCUUAUAAAUAUUGUGAGUCAGUCACCUAGAUGCCGGCUCAACUCUUUGUUCAUUAAACCCUGGGGAUAGAAUGUAAAGAUCUGUACUUAUGGAGACCAAAGAUCUGUCAUUUGGUCAAAGGAAGAAUUUAUAUUCUUUUGAAGAGUAUUGGAUUUUGUGAAUGUUAGGCACCCUUAGUGGUCCUUAACUCAGACUUGUCAGAGUACAUAGGAUAUACACAUUACACAUUUUCCUGGUCUAUUCUUCCUUUUCCUUCCUAACCAGUUGGACUCAAGGAAAUACAGAUCUUCAUCUCCCUCAGCAACUGCCGCCAGUAUAUUUGUAUGAAAAAGCACCAGAGAACACUGGGGUAGGUGAGGAGGUAUGGUUCACCCUUGGACCACCAAAAUGAAGCAUUAUUUUUAAUAUUACAACUAAAGAAAGUCCUACAUUUCCCAUUUUCUUUUUGACGAGUAUGAAGUGUAGGUUACUGCUGCAUGGCUUUCAGUUUGUGUUCAUCAAAUUUCAAGUCCUUUAACUCAGAGGUGGGCAGCAUAAUCAUUCUAUAGCAAUUAGUUGGGAUGCCACAAAAUUCUUUUAUUAGCUGAUUUCAAAUAUAUUAUUGUAGCUUUUCUAUAAUUCAGUCAAAGAUAAGAAACAGAAAAAAAAUGUGUAGAAGGAGGAUUUUUUCUUUGGGUUUGAAUGAUCUGAGAAAGAAGUUAACUGCUCUCAGACAUAUAUAAUGCUUUCAUGCCUUUAGAGCAGUAUUACUGCAUUGGAAGAGAUAAUUUACCCAUGUGGAUUUUAGUAAUGUGAAAAAUUUAUGUUCGUUCUCCCCCCACCCCAAAAAAAAAAUGAGCAGUUGGUUUGUUUCCUACAAAAAUAAAAUCAUAUUUUUCAUGUCUUUCUUAAAGUGGUGGCUUUUCUGUGUAUAAAUUAUAUCCUUAGAUUUGUAAAAAUGUACCUCUUCUGAAAAAUCAGCAGUGUUUUUGCUUAUCAUGAAGUUAAGGUUCUAAGUUUGUUAAUCCUAAAAAUGGCUCAAUAAAGAAGAGUUGCUUGGGUAUUUCUGUCUUUUGUAUGCUGAUCAUGUUGCAAUCAAAAGGUUUAUAUACUGAAAAAUUGGGCCAUUUAAGUUAUUUUAAUCUUGUAAUUUUUGUUUGUAUGUAAUUGUUUAUAAAUAGAAGCUAAUAGCUGAAUGUAAUGGAAUUGGAGUAAAUUAGGGGGAUUUUUUUGGAUCCUCAUCCUAAUAUUUAAUUGGUUUAAAAGAUAAAAUUAUAUCGAUUGUACAGUGCCUUUCAUGAAAACAUUUCAAUUGCAUUACUUUCUCUGAUAUUCCCUAAUCAGCCGUGUGCAAUAGUGCAGUGAUUUGGUUAGAAUGAAACUUACUUCCCCAUUUAAAAAAAGUUUUAUAAAACAGUUCAGUGUGAUACUCACACUUAACAAAUCAGCAUAACAAAUAUUGUAUUCCAACAGUGGGUACUGUGGAUGUAUAUAUGAUAUGCAUUUGCUUUUUGUAUAAUUUCUAUGCCUAAUAUAAGUAAAUAAAUGCUUGAUAAUUUUCAAACUUU